AUGCAACCAUCAGCAGCUCACAAGUCAAAAGCGAUGCAAUUUAUGGAAUUGCGCGAGCAGCUGAAGCAACUUGAGCAAACUACUGUUAAACUAAGCGAUAAUAUGGACACGACUAUCAAACAAGUGCCAUCUAUUCGUAAAUUAACCACCUUGCAAUCGGCAGUGUUCUUGUCUGCUGGAAGAGUGCUGAAUCCUCCUCCUGAAGCCACACCAAAACGACAAUAA
Molecule: messenger RNA, 225 nt
Organism: Mucor velutinosus
Lineage: Eukaryota; Fungi; Mucoromycota; Mucoromycetes; Mucorales; Mucoraceae
Exons: 2
Coding region: 1-225 (74 amino acids)
Source: RefSeq, a predicted model, not a curated record